AUGCCCCCCAAACGCCCCGCCGCGACUACUAUCCCACCAUCUACUCUCUCCUCCGGCCCCAAGACCCUCACCACCAACUCCUCCAUCUACGACAUCGCCCACCAUGUCUGGCAACAGUACGUAGCCACAACGCCACAACGGACUCUCCUUCUUGACGCGUUUAUGGCCUUCCUGGUCCUUGUUGGGGGUAUCCAAUUCGUGUAUUGUGUGGUGGCAGGGAACUAUCCAUUCAAUGCCUUCCUGAGCGGCUUCUGUGCCGCGGUCGGCCAAUUCGUCUUGACGGCUAGUUUACGCAUGCAAACGAGUACAGAUCAGUCUGCGAAAUCCGUCUCCUCUUCUUCUAAGGGAAAUAAUCUUAAGAGUGUUGCUGUUGCGGAUGGUGAGGAUUCUCCAUCACAUGAGAGGGCCUUUGCGGAUUACAUUUUCGGAAGCUUGAUUCUGCACUUCUUCUGUAUCAAUUUCAUUAACUAA
This is a messenger RNA of Aspergillus tanneri, 471 nucleotides long. It is a transcript of the gene OST2, whose product is annotated as putative oligosaccharyl transferase subunit Dad1. Bases 1 to 471 code for a protein of 156 amino acids. Gene Ontology annotation, cellular component: oligosaccharyltransferase complex; membrane. NCBI's taxonomy places the organism in Eukaryota, Fungi, Ascomycota, Eurotiomycetes, Eurotiales, Aspergillaceae. The transcript is spliced from 3 exons. Gene Ontology annotation, biological process: protein N-linked glycosylation. The record is from RefSeq and is a predicted model, not a curated record.